UCAACAACAACUGAUUCAAGAAAACCUUUUCAUCACUUUAAGCUAAACAAAGAUGGCUGCGCUCAACAACACCUUCCUCCUCUCUCUGAUGAUAACAUUGUGUUUAGCAAGCAUCAACACCAGCUCCGCCACUCGCCGCCUCCUGCAAAUUCCUGGUGCCCCACCGUUGCCGGCGAUGCCGACAAUUCCCUCUCUGCCUCAACCACAAAUGCCAUCCAUUCCUAACAUGCCAACCACCACACUUCCACCUUUGCCCGCCUUCAACUUGCCUAACAUGCCUCUCCCUACCUUGCCUUCCGCCCCAAAGCUCACUCUUCCUCCCCUGCCGGCUAACAUCCCUCUCCCAACUUCAUUUCCCAACAUGCCAGCUAUUCCAACUCUUUCUCCACCUCCAUCAAACUGAUUUAAUCAAUUUUCGGCGCGCUGUCCACCUUUCAUCAUUUCUUAUAUCAUACCGAUUCAGUUGUACUGAAUAUUCAUGUUAGACCAGCACGAGUAGCUCAGUUAAUGGGUUCUUGAGAGACAGAUUGUGGACAAGACUUUGUUGAUCUCAAGAUAUUAUAAACCAUUUACUGUUGUUAGUGCAUGCUUUAGUUUGUCAUUAAUAUAUAUAUUGCAUUUGUUUGUAUAUCGGCCUGUAAUUUUCUUUGCUAGUGUACGUUCAUUGAUUAUGCGAGUGUAAUAGUGUUGACUGUUUGUUAUAUACAGUACACAAGAUUUCCUUUCAUUCUCAA
Messenger RNA from Ipomoea triloba (trilobed morning glory), 734 nucleotides. RefSeq names its product protein PELPK1-like. The transcript has a single exon. The record is from RefSeq and is a predicted model, not a curated record. Lineage: Eukaryota; Viridiplantae; Streptophyta; Magnoliopsida; Solanales; Convolvulaceae. Bases 53 to 403 code for a protein of 116 amino acids.